Messenger RNA from Arachis stenosperma, 3596 nucleotides. RefSeq lists its product as uncharacterized. Gene Ontology annotation, biological process: DNA transposition. Gene Ontology annotation, molecular function: DNA binding; zinc ion binding; transposase activity. The record is from RefSeq and is a predicted model, not a curated record. NCBI's taxonomy places the organism in Eukaryota, Viridiplantae, Streptophyta, Magnoliopsida, Fabales, Fabaceae. The coding region runs from base 1 to 2889 and encodes 962 amino acids. The transcript has 6 exons.
AUGUCAUAUGAAAUAGUCCCUGUUUUUCAUCAUGGGGGUUCGUUUGAAAGGGAUGAAGAUGGUGCAUUGUUCUACCGUGAUGGAAGUGUUGAGACAUUUCCUCCGUUAGACAUAGAUUAUGUUAAUUUCAAGGAUUUGGAGGAAAUGUUCAAGGGUUUGGGGUAUACAAGUUACAAACAAAUGUAUUGGUAUGAUGGCAGUUCCCUUGAUUUAGAGUCUGGGUUGCAUGUUCUGAAAGGGAAUAAGGAAAUCAAUGAAAUGUGUGAUAAAAAGAUGGAGAAUGUGGAGUCGGAUUUGUUGGUUAUUUACUUUGAGCAUGAUGUUAGUCAACCAGAAUAUGGCCCUGAUGUUGUUGAGGUAGAUUCACCUUCUUCCAAUGACGGAUAUGAAACAACCGAAGAUGAACCCUACAAACCCCCUCCAACUGGAUUAGAAUCUGAUAUUAGUAGUAGUGAUGAGGAAGUAAAUGUACAGAGGAAGAGUAUGAGGAAGAAGCAGCCUAGUGUGAGGAUGAAAGAGGCAAUGGAUGCUGGACAAAAGGGUGCUAGGAAGAAGAGUUGUGUUAGACAACAGACACCUAAGAAGAAGAAGAAUGUGCCAGCUGGUAUUUUUGGUGAUAAGAAAAUGUCUCCUAGGACUAAGAAGAAGAAGGCUAAGAGGUAUGUUGGAAGAAAAAGAAAACAUGUUCUAUCCCAACAAGAAACAGACAAUGAGCCAAACAGUGGGCCUAGUGGAGAUCAAGGUAAUGGGCCAGGUGAUGUUGACCCAAAUGGUGAGGCAAGGGAUAAGCCCAAUUCAGAUCCAGUGGCUGAGGAGUUGGACUCAGACCUGGAAAAGCCAUAUGAAUAUGAGUCUGAGGCAUUUAACUCCCCAAUUUCUGACUCAGAUGAGGAGCAUAAGGCAAGAUAUCCUGAUUUUAAUGAGGAUGCAGAGUAUGGUGAAGUUCAGUUUCAGGUUGGACAACACUUUGAGACCAUGGCAAUGUUCAAGCAAGCACUUAAGGAUUACUUUGUAUAUGAGGGAAAAGAGCUUAUGUAUUUGAAGAAUGAGCCAAAGAGGAUUAGAGCAAGGUGUGCUGAGGAGGGUUGUCCAUGGCUGGUGUUUUGCUCUCAUAAUAGUCAGAGUCUCAGUUUUCAAAUAAAGACAUUCAUUGGAGAGCAUAACUGUGGUAGGAAUUUGAGCAGCAAUAUGGCUGAUAGAUCUUGGGUGACAAGUAAGCUGGUAAAAAGGUUGGUAACUCAACCUCUGAUGACUCCGAAAGAGGCACUAGAGCACAUGAAGCAGGACUAUAAUGUCCAUAUAAAUUAUAGGAUGAUAUACAGAGCCUUGAAAGCUGCUAGAGAGCAAGUAAUUGGAAAGGAGCGAGAACAAUAUGGAAAGCUGCAUGACUACUUAAAUGAAAUUCACAAAAGCAAUCCUGGAUCCACUGGUAUGGUUGAUGUCAUUCCUCAACCGGAGGGUCGUCCACUCUUCAAUAGGUUGUACAUUUCACUGGAUGCAUGCAAGAAAGGCUUCAAGGCGGGCUGUCGCCCUCUGAUUGGAUUGGACGGAUGCUUCUUAAAAGGGUACUUCGGAGGGCAUCUGUUGUCAGCUGUGGGGCAGGAUGCCAAUAAUAGUUUCUUUGUUAUAGCUUUUGCUGUAGUUGAAGCUGAGAACACUGAUUCUUGGAAAUGGUUUCUUUCAAUCCUGCAUGAUGAUCUUGGUUCUGUGGCUGCCAAUGGGUGGAACUUCAUGUCUGACCAGCAGAAGGGUUUGGCUAAGGCAUUGCAUGAGGUAAUGCCACAAGCCCAUCAUAGGAAUUGUGUCUUACAUAUAUGGAAAAAUUUCAUCAAGCACUUUAAGGAUAAGCACACAAAAGGGCUGGUUUGGAAGGCUGCCAAGAGCACAACAAUGAGGGAAUUCAAAGACUCAAUAGAACUUGUGAAGAAGGUGAACACAACUGCUUGGGAGUAUCUACAGAAGUUUGAUCCUGGUUCAUGGACAAAGGCUUACUUUAGCCAUGGCCCGAAGUGUGACAACAUCACCAAUAACAUGUGCGAAGUUUGGAAUGCCAAGAUCGUGGAGUAUAGAGAGAAACCGAUUUUAACUAUGUGCGAGGAGCUUCGAAGUUACAUAAUGCGAAAGAUGGCAGGGCACAAGCACAGAAUCAGCAAAUGCAAGGGUAAAUUGGCUCCAGUUCAACAACUAAGGCUGGAUGAGUACAUCAUUCCUGAGAGCAAUAAGUGGACAGCAGAGUGGGCUGGAGAUGAGGCAAGGGUAUUGUUUGAAGUUCAGAGGUACCAGACCAGAGUGGCUGUCAAUUUACAAAGACAUACAUGUGCCUGCAACGUUUGGCAACUGACAGGGUUGCCUUGCAAGCAUGCAGUAGCUGCUAUCUCUAGGUUAAGGAAACAAGGGCUGAAACCAGAGGAUUUUACACAUAAAUGGCUUACAAUGGAUGCUGUUCGGGCUACUUAUGGGGACUCCAUUAAACCAGUGAAUUCUGAGGAGUUUUGGGAAGAAACAAACAGGCUGCGUCCAGAGGCACCAAUCAUUAGGAGACCCCCAGGGAGACCAACCAAAAGAAGGGCUGUUGAUGUCGUGGCUGAGUCACAAAUGCAGCAGCAAGGUCACAAGGUGAGGAAGUCAUUCCAAGUCACGUGCAGCAAAUGUGGGCAAAAGGGACACUACCACAUGACUUGCAAAGGAGCUCCUGCAAAUCCGAAUUGGCAGCCAAAACGAAAGAAGGCAAAGCAACAACAAACUGGAAACCAAUCAUCACAGCCACCUCCAGAUCAGCAGGAAGCACAGGCCGGGGAAGGAGUUGGAAGCAAUGUUCCCCAAAAUGUUACUGCCCCAUCUAUUGAUCCAGUGGGUAAAGCAAAAAGGCAAAAGAAAAAAAGCCCCUAAGACCUCUAACACUCAUUCAGUCCAACAAGAGACAAGGGUUGACACUCAAUCUUCACACCCUGCCCAACCACCACUAGAGGGUGUGGACUCCAAUACUGAGCCCUCAAACCCUGCUACCCCAACUACACUCCCCCAGGGGCCAAAUUUUAGGCCCAAGCAAGCUAUAACUCGACCUCCAAGACCUACAGUGCACCACUCUCAACAGCAGGCCACAGCCCCAACAGUUCAGCCACCUCUACAGCAAGCAACAACCACAAACUCACAACCAUCAACUCAGCAACAACUUCCAUGUGAAGGAGCAACUGACUCAGGGACUGCCACAACUCCCUUCAUGUUUAUCCCCACACUAGGCCUAAAUGCACCCCACAAAUUCAAGCCAACAUAUGGGUUUAGGCCACCAAGGAUUCAGAAAUGACAUAAUCCUAGUGUUAGUUAUGAAUAUUUUGGUGUAUAGUUUUUUGGUUGUCAAGUUUUUUGGUGUAAACUUUUUUGGUUGUCAAGUUAUUAGAAGUAAUACACUGAACAAUGUGGAACAUGUUCUCUGUUUUGUGAAGACAGACCUUUGAUGAUGAAUUUGGCUCACUAUGUAAAUGCCUUUGUGCUUAGCAGUAUGAAUAUGAACAUUAUGCUUUUACCUUAUACAGAAUUGUGCACAGCUAUCUUGGGUUCAGUCUUUACAUUAUAACAAAGAAAAAUUCACAUUCAUU